Impatiens glandulifera is the source of this 486-nucleotide messenger RNA. Its product is annotated as ras suppressor protein 1-like. NCBI's taxonomy places the organism in Eukaryota, Viridiplantae, Streptophyta, Magnoliopsida, Ericales, Balsaminaceae. Bases 1 to 486 code for a protein of 161 amino acids. The transcript has a single exon. The record is from RefSeq and is a predicted model, not a curated record.
AUGGUGGAGCUUGAAAGUGUAUCGCUUUUCCGUUUCCCUGAAGAGUUAACUGAAUUGAUUCACUUGAAACACUUGAGCUUGAGGAGGACUUAUAUAUCAAAUAUUCCCGAGUCUAUAAGAAAGUUGAGGUGUCUAGAGAUACUUGAUCUCCAAUAUUGUUUUAUAAAAUAUCAGUCGCAGCAGGGGAUCCUAGAUUUGAAGAAUCUUCGUCAACCGUGUUAUGGCAGUAAGGUAUUGUAUGAAGGGGAUUUUGUAGUUAAAGUUCCCUCCUCCUCCGGGAUAGGAAAAUUGAGCAAGUUAGAGAAAUUACUUGGGUUUGAAGUGGGUGAGAAGAAUGUAAAAGAAAUUGGAAAGUUGACAAAUUUAAAGAGUCUAGGUGGUCUGAAUCUAACUCAACAAUACUGGACGCAUCUAUAUAUCCUCCACGUUAGAGAAGUUGAAGCGUCUCACUGCUUUAUACCUUUCAUUUCAUCAGACAGACAUUGA